AUGCCUGACGACAAAGGCCCACAGAUCACUGCCGUGUCCUGGAGCUUUGGAAGCGUGGCGAUCAUAGUCGUCGCCAUUCGACUGCACACCCGGCUAAUACUGACUCGCAAAGCAGGCUGGGACGACUUCUUUAUUGUUCUUUCCCUGUUGAGCGCUGUUGUAUGUUCAGGGUUAGCGCAAACUGGCGUGCAUUAUGGGCUGGGGAAACACAUGGCCGACAUUUCCAAUGGGGAAUGGAAAAUCGAGGCUUUCAAAUAUACCGUCAUCGCACCCAACUUCUCCAUGGUCAGCACCACAACAGGCAAGCUAUCGGUGGCCGUCUUCCUGCUGCGCUUAAUGGGCCAGACAGCGUCCCCGGCAAAACGAUGGUUCCUGUAUAUCUUCAGUGUAAUAUCCAUUGCUUGGAAUGUGCUGGCCAUCAUUGCCAUCAUGGGGUACUGCCGGCCUGCAGAGAAGAUCUGGCGGCCAGAGGUUCCCGGCUCCUGCUUUAGCUUGAAGUUUCAGCUGAUUGCUGGGAUAUCGCAAGCCUCAUUCAACGCUUUCGCCGACCUUACCUUGGCCUUGUUUCCAGUCAUCAUUUUCUGGUCCGUCCAGCUGCCCUGGAAAAUGAAGCUAGGGGUUAUAGCUGUCAUGGGCGCGGGAAUCUUGGUCAUGGGCCGAUAUUACAACAUGCUAUCUAUAUACUUUUAUCAUGCGCUAAGUGGCGCCCAUGCAAUCCAUCAACAGAUGUACGUUAUCAUAAUCUGCGCCACUCUCCCCACGCUACGGCAAUCAUACAACUUUGCCUUGCAUCGAACACGCUACGCAGGUUCAUACUACAAACGCUCCCACUCCGAAGCAGCAGCAGCAGCAAGACACAAGCCAAUUCCUCUCGCUCGUCGUCAACCCGAUCAGUCACUUUUCGAUACAUUCGCUGACGAAACCGGUUUGGUGAAUGUAGCUUCCAACGAAGAUUGUUUUGUCUCCCCCGGAAGAUGUUCGGACCAUACAAUCAUUACAAAGACGACCGAGAUUGAGGUCCACGAGGAAAAUAAGUCCAGACUGGAUAUCGAGAAUCCUCAUUUCCCGCGUGCGAAUCCGUUUAGGAGCGGUCAUCAGUAG
This is a messenger RNA of Aspergillus costaricaensis CBS 115574, 1101 nucleotides long. RefSeq lists its product as uncharacterized. The record is from RefSeq and is a predicted model, not a curated record. Bases 1 to 1101 code for a protein of 366 amino acids. Lineage: Eukaryota; Fungi; Ascomycota; Eurotiomycetes; Eurotiales; Aspergillaceae. The transcript is spliced from 5 exons.